UGUCUGCAGUCUCUGGUCAUUCCCUGCCUGUCUGCAGUCUCUGGUCGUUCCCUGCACUGUCUGCAGUCUCUGGUCGUUCCCUGCACUGUCUGCAGUCUCUGGUCGUUCCCUGCACUGUCUGCAGUCUCUGGUCGUUCCCUGCACUGUCUGCAGUCUCUGGUCUGUCUCUGGUCGUUCCCCCUGCACUGUCUGCAGUCUCUGGUCGUUCCCUGCACUGUCUGCAGUCUCUGGUCGUUCCCUGCACUGUCUGCAGUCUCUGGUCGUUCCCUGCACUGUCUGCAGUCUCUGGUCAUUCCCUGUCACUGUCUGCAGUCUCUGUCAUUCCCUUACACUGUCUGCAGUCUCUGGUCAUUCCCUUCACUGUCUGCAGUCUCUGGUCGUUCCCUGCACUGUCUGCAGUCUCUGGUCAUCUCCUGUACUGUCUGCAGUCUCUGCUCAUUUCCCUGCACUGUCUGCAGUCUCUGCUCAUUCCCUGUACUGUCCGCAGUCUCUAGUCAUUCCCUGCACUGUCCGCAGUCUCUGGUCACCUCCUGUACUAUGUCCGCAGUCUCUGGUCACCUCCUGUACUAUGUCCGCAGUCUCUGGUCAUCUUCU
This is a messenger RNA of Staurois parvus, 594 nucleotides long. The record is from the annotation of a GenBank genome assembly. NCBI's taxonomy places the organism in Eukaryota, Metazoa, Chordata, Amphibia, Anura, Ranidae.